Messenger RNA from Saccostrea echinata, 949 nucleotides. Its product is annotated as glutathione S-transferase kappa 1-like. NCBI's taxonomy places the organism in Eukaryota, Metazoa, Mollusca, Bivalvia, Ostreida, Ostreidae. The coding region runs from base 13 to 687 and encodes 224 amino acids. The transcript has 8 exons. The record is from RefSeq and is a predicted model, not a curated record. Gene Ontology annotation, biological process: glutathione metabolic process. Gene Ontology annotation, cellular component: mitochondrion; peroxisome. Gene Ontology annotation, molecular function: glutathione peroxidase activity; glutathione transferase activity.
GUAAAAAACAAGAUGGCGGCGCCCAUGAGGAAAACCGUUGAACUUUUCUAUGAUGUUGUUUCGCCAUAUACAUGGAUUGGUUUUGAAGUAUUGUGUAGAUACAGAACAAAAUGGCCAAAUAUGGAUCUGCAGCUGAAACCUUUCUUUCUGGGAGGAGUCAUGAAAGAAUCAGGAAACAAACCCCCUGCCAUGGUGCCAAAUAAAGGUACAUACAUGCUGAAAGACAUACAGAGGCUGGGAAAAUAUUAUGGUAUUCCUCUGAAACAGCCCAAGGAUUUUGCCAGUGUUAUGUUUGGUACACUCCCAGUUCAAAGAUUCCUGACUGCAGUGGACAUGACCAACCCAGAAUAUACAGAGGAACUCUCCAGACAGUUCUGGUUCCGAAUUUGGAAAAAUGAUGAGCCAGUCACAGAACCUCAACAUUUUGCAGAGGCCGCCAAAAAAGCUGGAAUGAGCGAGGAUAUCAUAUCAUCAGCUUUAAAGAGAAUGAGUGAGCCAGACGUGAAGAAUAGACUCACCCAGUACACAAAACAGGCCUUAGAUGAUGGGGCAUUUGGAAGCCCUUGGAUUAUUGCACACAUUAAUGGGAAAAAGGAAUCGGUGUUUGGAUCAGAUAGAUUUCCAAUAUUAGCCAUGUUGUUAGAGGAAGAAUGGCAUGGUCCUUUGAAGGAAUUAUCUAAGCUGUAAAAUCGAAGUUUGAAGAAAUUUUGGAAUUCAAUCAAUAUAUAGAAUGGAAAUGUUAUCCAAGCAACUUAUUUUCUUGCCCUGAGGUCAGUUCAGUAAAAGAAGUGUUUGUGUGUAUUGAUGGCAGCAUAUAUAUAGAACUCUUCAUUGAGAAGACCAAAUGAUGUAAGGUUGUUCAAUACAUUAAAUGUAAAAAGUGCAUUUUCAAUGUCUGUGAUAAUAAUCAGGUAAUAUUAAAAUGAUAAAUAUUUGAUGUUUUGUUUUA